AUGGGUAACAAAAGUAUAGAAAUAAAUAAGGAUAGAAUGAACCUAAGUUUUAUGCUGUGGUGGUGGCAUCACACAGGUUUAGAUGCAUAUAGGUUGAAAAUAAAGUUACUUGAUCUCAAAUCUCAAGAUUACACCAAGUUUCAUGAAAUAUCAAAAAACUCAAAUGCUGAAAGUAUUUUAACUGAUCUUGCAGCAACAGAGCAAACACUUCUAGAUAAACUAGAAACAAAAAAUGUUGAUUUUGGUUACGACAAAGAGAGUGGACAUAAGCAGUUACUAGAUGCUGUUAAUGAUGCAAUAGAAGGCUUAGAAGAAAUUAAGAAACAUUCUAACUUAGAUAUAAACAAGUUUAAAGAGUAUAAAAAGAUUAAAACAAAUCUCAAUGUAUUGGAAAAAGUGAAAUUAGACUUAGUGAGUUUAAAGUCCGACUUUGACUCUAAAUUUCCAAAAUUUAGUGAGAGAUUACUGAAAGAGGCCUCUGAAAAGAUUGCAAUGAUGAUGAACAAUGAUGAUGAUGAGGAUGAUGAUGCAGAUGAUUGA
Molecule: messenger RNA, 540 nt
Organism: Parnassius apollo (apollo)
Lineage: Eukaryota; Metazoa; Arthropoda; Insecta; Lepidoptera; Papilionidae
Source: the annotation of a GenBank genome assembly